Aedes aegypti (yellow fever mosquito) is the source of this 2089-nucleotide messenger RNA. Its product is annotated as zinc finger protein 62 homolog. Gene Ontology annotation, cellular component: chromosome. Gene Ontology annotation, molecular function: chromatin insulator sequence binding. Lineage: Eukaryota; Metazoa; Arthropoda; Insecta; Diptera; Culicidae. Gene Ontology annotation, biological process: regulation of transcription by RNA polymerase II. The record is from RefSeq and is a predicted model, not a curated record.
AUUAUGCCAAAUGGCAUUAUGCCAUACGGGGUAGACCCGGCCUGAAUUGGUUCUGCAAAAAUACCAUUAUGUUCAUCGAGAGUCGAUAAGUUUGCCGACAUUGAAGCAAAGUUUACAGCUUCUUCCAUGGGUACAAACCGCUCUUUUGAAAUCCACUUUCAAUUACUUGCUCCUUACUAUCGAAAUUAUCGAGAGCUGUUGGGCAAAUUUCUGACUUCGUGAUGGCACUUAUUCCGUGUUUACAUCGGAAAUCUAACAAUGAGUCCUCCGUGUUUUCAUUGGCCCGAAAAAACUUACAUCCAAUGGUUGAGUCAAAUGCGUUGAAUUGGGGAAUAGGCAGAUGAGUAUUAUUUGAUGUUUUUCGCAAAAGUUUGUGCUCAUAAGCGUUGCAUGGCUUUUAUGGCCAUCGACAAAUAGCAGUACGGGUAGUGCGACUUUUUCUCUUUCUAGCCAUAGUUGGAAAAUGUUUUUUUAGGAACUCAUAAAAUGCAUUCCCUGUCAUCCAUCCGCUAUCGGUUUUGCCUAUUCACCAAUCAGCUGAAGCACUACGGAUGAUAUCACCAGGGAGUCGACAUUAAUACGGAAACAUCACGAGUGGUGGAAGCAGUUUGCCAUCAGCACUGGCAAUGAAGAGAGCAGUGUAGCUUUCUUUCUCGUUGUUUCCGAACACUGAGUAGGUAUGCUUAGACUGCUUCAUCGCCAAACACUUCCUUUUCCUGACAACCAGCUCGCAAGAUGUUUCGUCGAGAUUAAAUAUUCUGUCUGGACAAUCCAGAAGAUAAACCAGAUCUUCUUGUUCCAAGUAGUUCCGGUUUGAAAGACCACAUGAAAACUCACUUCAAAGAUGACAAUGAUAACCAAGCUGUCGAGUGUGAAGUUUGCCACAAGAUUUUCAAAAACAUAAACACUCUACGAGUACAUAGAGCAUCUCACGGACCGCGGAAACAUGUUUGUCCUACUUGUAACAAAGCAUUCGCUGUUCGUCAGAAUUAUAGAAACCAUAUGGACACCCACCAUAGCUCAGUUCCACUCGAUGGAAUAGAGCAGCAUUCGGAUCAUCCAUUCAAGUGUGAUAUAUGCUUUAAAAUACUGAAAAACAAAAUAUCCCUUCGACAGCACAAGAAAACCCAUCUCCCAAAAAAGAAAGUUUGUUCGAUUUGUAGUGCUGCAUUUGCUAAGAAUCGCGAUUUGGAAGAUCACAUGGCAAUGCACAAUGUCUCUAACGGAUCGGAAAACGGACAAAGCCCAAGCGAUAAUCCAUUCAAAUGUGAAAUAUGCCACAAGACUUACCAAAAGCUUAACAGUCUUCGGCAGCAUAUUAAGAUUCAUGGACAAGAGAAGCAUGUGUGUACUCUGUGUAACAAAGAGUUUGCUGAACGUCGUAGGUUAAGCCAGCAUUUACAAACUCACAAUAAGUUCACUCAAUACGAAGAGGUGGGAGAAGCAGAUCUGGAGGAAUUCCUCUGCGGCGAACCAUUCCAAUGUGCAUUAUGCCCCAAAAUGUACCAUUUCGAAAAGGAUCUGUCGAAACAUACGCGUAACGUUCAUAAAUCUAGAACGCUACCUUGCAAGAGCAGCACCGAUCAAUCUGCGUUAGGAUCAGAUGUGGACCAGAAAAGUGGACAACUCGAAGCCACACAUGCACCGUUGCAUUUGCUGGACGAUGCAGAUGACGAGGACACACAUCCCUUCAAGUGCACCGUAUGCCAAAAGGCUUUCAGAAGCAAAGAUCAGCUGCUGGACCACGCGAGAAAAGUUCGUGCUAAAAUGAAUUAUCAAUGUACCAUUUGUAGAAAACGGUUUGCUACGCGCAAUCUGCUCUAUCAGCACACCAAAGAAGCCAUCCACGCCGAAGGAAAAACACUGGACAACGAAAAUGGCGCGCAAAAACUAAUGGAAACAUACGAUGCGUUUGAGGCAGGUGAGAUCAAAGUUGAGGUCCAGUCGUCAGAUGAUGAUGAGUAAAAAAUAUAUCUUCGUAUCAAAUGAUCUUUGUUGAAGUAGGGUCGAUGUACUAAUAGCCGCAUAGCUAAGAACAAAUAUUCGUAUAAAAUUGAAAAAUAAAGCCAGCGGCAUAAUUUUAACAUUA